CUUCUUUCUUCUGAAACUUAUCACCAGAAAAUACACAAUGUCGGAGGUCGCGACGAGACCAUCAAAUCGCGGCAGAUCCUCCACCCGUGGAGGGCGCGGACGUGGAACCGCUCCAAGAACCACCAGGCAAACCAACGGACAUCUGAAUCCAUCAUCGUCAGAGAUGGAUUUCGCCGAUCAAGGCGAGCUUGGAGAGAUCAAGAAGAAAUAUCUCUCGGAGUUGUCGUCACUCAAAGAACUCUUUCCCGAUUGGACGGAGGUUGACCUGGUCUUCGCCUUGCAAGAGACUGAUGGUGACCUCAACAACACCAUCGAGAGGAUCACAGAGGGAACUAUGUCACAGUUCAACGACGUCAAAAAGAAAACCAAAGAUCGAUCUCGAUCGAAGGUCAACGACGCAACGCCCGCUUCAAUCGAAUCGAGCAAUACAUCACGUCCUUCGCGAGGGAAAUCUUCCCAUGAUGCACCCCAUCGUGCUCGAUCUUCGGCUCCGCGUAGCCGCGGUGCCCCUCGUGGUCGCGGCGGGCAUUCUUCGACCACCGGCACCCGACCACCGCCAGAACCUGUCUCCGUUCCAACAAACGAAUCUUCCGCCUGGGGAGACCCGAUUCCAGUUGCCGACACGGAUGAUACUACGUGGGAGAAGACUAGCGAAACCGCGGAGCCUACUGUGGCUCCUAAGACGUAUGAGCCGCCCAAGACGUGGGCAAGCAUGUUCGCCAAACCCAAACCCACUCCUACAUCAACAAAGAAGACUGCUCCCGAGCAAGUGCCUGUCAAACCCACAGGCUCUGCCGCGGAAGAAGUAGCUGAGCAGAAUGGCCUGAUUGACGCGGGUACUGCGGCUGAUGUGACCUUAUCAAAGGACACUGUUGAUGCGCCCGCCCCGUCCAUACCUACUAUCGAGACGACCAAACCUAGUGAUGUGCCAGUCGCAACCGCACCGGAUCUCUUCCCUUCACAGGACAAACUGACUGAGAAUAACGUGGAGCAUCUCCCCGACACUUCGCAUCCUGCGCCGACCGGGACUGCUGCAAGCACUGUGGCUAGCUCCGUGGCGCCCUCGGUUAAUCAAGCCGUUGGUCGAACCCCGGUGACAGGCUAUUCUGCGGUUGCGAUGAAAGCGGCUGGAAUUGCAGGAAGAAGCGCGAGCUUUACACGUCGUGUCCAGGAACAACAGGAGGCCGUCGUCAUGCCGGGCAACCAUCCUAUCGACCGGGCAACGGUCCAGUUUGGCAGUCUAGGGUUGAACGGUGAUUCGGAAGCCUUGGAUGUCGAUGACGAACGUGAGGAAUUAGAGACGCGUGCUCAACCGCCUCAACAUUCUCCCGUAACUCAACCUCGAACGGCCUUACCACCUUCCCGGCAAUUCCCUGCGCAGAACGAGCCAUCCAUUCAACCUGGCUUGCCCACACCAAAGCAAACGUCGAGUCUUCCACAGCCUAACCAGAUUCCACCCCAAUCGAUUGCCGCCCAGCAGGGUGUUCCGCAGCCGGGUCCGAGCCAACAGUACAGCCAAUUCGGUCGAUACGGACAGGCGACUACCCAGCCUGAACUGCCUUCACAGCAGAAAGCGUACGAUCCGUUCGGACCGCCUCAAAGCCAGCAAAGCGCCUUUGAGCAAUUCCAGAACCAAACAACUCAGGCCCAACAAAGCCAGGCUCACGCCGGGCCCCAGGUGUCUGCCUCAUCCGAUUAUCCCAACUACUACGCCUCUGAACAAUCGCGCGGUUCGCAACAGAACUACUAUGGAGCUCCCUAUGGCCAGCAGCCAUCUUCACAGCAAGAUUCGGGAGCCACCCAACAACGUACCGGAAGCGCUUUCGGUGUUGCUCCCUCAGACUCGUCGUUUGGGACUAGCCAAGCGCCACAGGCACCGAGCCGUUAUGGCGAACCUCAGACCAGCGGACAAAAUACCCCGAAUCCGACCAUCUCUGGUCAGCAGAACAUGGGUUCUCAAUCCCACCAAUCCCAACAUGCGCCUCAACCCCAUCAACAGAAUCAAUAUGGAAGUGGCGCACCUUUCGGCAACCCAUACUACAACAGUCAUUACUACAACGCCUACAUGAACCAGUUUGGCGGUUUCCAAGGUGGAUAUGGGCCGUACGGCAAGAGCGGAAUGUACGGGCAACCGCACCACAAUUAUGGCAUGUCUCCGCAGACGUCAUACGACCAACAUUCCUCAUCUCCCGGUACCAUGGCUGGAUUUGGACAGUCAAGCAUGCAUGGUCGUGAGGGCAUGUCCGGAGGUUUGAGUGAAUACUCGCGAACCGGGUCAUCCCAACCUCCCAACCAACAGCACUCGAAUAGCGGAUUUGGAGCGGCUCCAGAUGUCUUUAGCCGAUCCCAGGUGGGAUUCCCAAGCCAAGCACAGUACGGGCAGCAAGGAAGUGGACCGAGUGGUAGUGAUGAUGCUCUGAAGGCCUAUACGGAAAGCAAAGGAACGUCUGGUCCUAGUCAGGCUGCCCUUGGACAACCGGGACGUCCGAAUUCGGCCACCAACACCGCUCCCGGCCAAACCAAUCCUUCGGGACUCCCUCCCACCCAAUCCAAUCAACAAGGAUUUGGAG
Molecule: messenger RNA, 2570 nt
Organism: Eremomyces bilateralis CBS 781.70
Lineage: Eukaryota; Fungi; Ascomycota; Dothideomycetes; Eremomycetales; Eremomycetaceae
Exons: 3
Cellular component (GO): nucleus; cytoplasm
Molecular function (GO): ubiquitin binding
Source: RefSeq, a predicted model, not a curated record